UGGCUGUUGUUAAGAGGUUGCUAUGGGAGAUCAAGAUGCGUCGGAGUAAAGCACUCUGGGAAGUGUAACGUUUUGAAGCUUUGCACAAGCUACAAUGAAGCGUGUUUUCACGCUCUCAGAAAAGUCGUGGUCGGGCUCAUGUUUGCUGUACAAAUGGCAGAAAACAGUUGGGAACUAUCUUGCAGUUGCGGGCCCGGACAAUGUUGUACAAAUCUAUGAUCGGCAUGGGCAGAAGGUGAAUGAAUUAAAACUCCCAGGAAGCUGCAUUUCUCUUGAUUGGGAUAAAGAUGGUGAUAUCUUGGCUGUAAUUGCUGAAAAGUCCAGUUCUAUUUAUUUGUGGGAUGCCAAUGUCAACAAAACCUCACAGCUGGACAGUGGCAUGAGAGAUCAGAUGUCGUUUUUGCUCUGGUCCAAAACUGGGCCUCUAUUGGCUGUUGGCACAUCUAAAGGAAACCUACUUAUUUACAACCAGCAAACUUCACGAAAAAUUCCUGUGCUGGGUAAGCACACAAAGAAAAUCACAUGUGGCUGCUGGAGCUCUCAGAACCUUCUGGCUUUAGGCAGUGAAGACCGCAGCAUAACAGUCAGCAACCAUGAGGGAGACACAAUUCGACAGACUUCUGUAAGAGCAGACCCUGCAGAUGUUCAAUUCUCAGUGAUGAAAACAGAUGAGCGAUCAUCAGGAGAAAGCACUGUAAGUGUGGCUUUGGGCAAGAAGACCUUGUUUCUGUUCAACCUGAAUGAUCCUGAUAACCCUAUAGAACUGGCUUUUCAGCAGCGCUAUGGCAAUAUUAUCUCCUACCGCUGGUAUGGGGAUGGCUAUAUAAUGAUUGGAUUUUCACAUGGUUAUUUUGUGGUAAUUUCCACACAUAUCCGUGAGAUUGGCCAAGAGCUGUUUCAAGCCCAUAAUCACAAGGACAGUCUGACCAGCAUCGCCAUCUCACAGUCGCUAAAUAAGGCAGCAUCCUGUGGGGACAACUGUAUAAAGAUACAUGACCUGACUGAUCUGAAGGAGAUGUAUGCUAUAGUCAGUCUGGAUGAGGAGACUAAAGGUCUUGAUCAGAUGUGUUGGACUGAUGACGGGCAGCUGUUAGCUGUGUCCUCUCAGCAGGGCACCUUGCACGUCUUUCUCACAAAAUUGCCCAUUCUGGGAGACAGCAGUGGGACGAGAAUCGCCUAUUUGACAUCCCUGCUGGAGGUUACAGUUGGCAACCAGGUGGAAGGGGAAUCUCCUGUUGCUAUAGCUGUGGAGGUGGAACCUAGUUUCAUCGCUGUGGGACCGUAUCACGUUGCUGUGGGCAUGAAUAACAGAGCAUGGUUUUAUGUAUUAGGAGACAAUGGAGUUGAGCGUGUAAAGGACACCGAGUAUUUAGGGACAGUGGCCAGUAUGUGUCUGAACUGUGACUAUGCCGCAGCCCUGUUUGAGGGGAAAGUCCAGUUGCAUGUGAUUGAUGGAGAUGAACAGGUUGUUCAGGAGGACAGACAAACAAAACUGUUUCCAGAACCCGAUCAGAAAUACCGCAUCCUCUGUCAUGCGCUCACCACUGAGUUUCUGUAUUAUGGGACUGAUACUGGUUUGAUUCAAUGUUUCUAUUUAGAGGACUGGCAGAGUGUGAAUGAGCACCGGCACACAGUGGGUAUACGCAAAAUCUUUCCUGACCCCAAUGGAACACGCCUCGUCUUUAUUGAUGAAAAGAGUGACGGCUUUUUAUACUGCCCGGUGAAUGAUUCGCUCUUUGAGAUCCCAGACUUCUCUCCUGCCAUUAGAGGGGUACUGUGGGAAAACUGGAUCAGCAGUAAGGGUGUGUUUGCGGCAUUUGAGGAGGACAAAGUCUACACGUAUGCCUUCCACAAAGACACAAUACAAGGGUCGAAAGUGAUUCUGGUGGGUGCCACCAAGUUGCCAUUUUCCCAUAAGCCCUUGCUGCUGUACAAUGGAGAGUUGACUUGUCAAACCCAGAGUGGGAAAAUUAACACUGUGCUUUUGAACACACACGCCUUCCUUAACAUCCCUCUCGGUGAUACCAGCAAAGAAAAACUCCAAGCUUUACUGAAACAGGCCAUCAUGCUCAAAAGGUUCUCUGAUGCGUGGGAUAUAUGUAAAGCUCUGAACAGUGCUGAAGAAUGGGGUGAGAUGGGCAGGGCGUGUCUGCACCACAUGGAGGUGGAGCUGGCCAUCAGGGUGUACCGCAUGAUGGGAAACGUUGGCAUGGUCAUGUCCAUUGAGGACAUCAAGGGAAUAGAAGAUCAGAAUUUGUUGGCUGGUCAUUUGGCCAUGUUCUGCAAUGACUUUAACCGAGCCCAAGACCUCUAUCUCUCUUCUUCAUAUCCUAUGGCAGCCCUAGAGAUGAGAAGGGACCUGCAGCACUGGGACAGUGCAUUACAGCUGGCUAAAAGACUUGACCCUGAAGAGAUCCCUUUUAUUUCUAGAGAAUAUGCCAUACAGCUGGAGUUUGUUGGAGAUUAUGCGAAUGCACUGGCUCACUAUGAGAAAGGAAUAACAGGAAACAACAAGUUCCAGGAUCAUGAUGAGAGCUGUCUGGCAGGUGUGGCUCGUAUGUCCAUUCGUAUGGGUGACAUUCGCAGGGGUGCCAAUCAGGCCAUCAAACACCCCAGCAUAUCUCUGAAGAAAGAGUGUGGAGCCAUUCUGGAGAGCAUGAAGCAAUAUUCAGAAGCUGCUCAGCUGUAUGAGAAAGGCCAGUACUAUGACAAAGCUGCCUCUGUCUACAUACGCUGCAAAAACUGGGCAAAGGUGGGGGAGCUACUGCCUCACGUGACCUCCCCAAAGAUUCACCUACAGUAUGCUAAGGCAAAGGAGGUUGAUGGCAAGUAUAAAGAGGCCGUGAUGGCAUAUGAAAGUGCUCGAGACUGGGACAAUGUAAUUCGGAUCCUACUGGAGCACCUUAACAACCCUGAGGAAGCUGUCCGCAUUGUCCGAGAAACUCAGUCUAUCGAAGGAGCCAAGAUGGUGGCCAGGUUUUUCCUGGCUUUAAGUGAUUAUGGUUCAGCGAUCCAGUUCCUGGUUUUGUCGCGUUGUAGUGAUGAAGCGUUUCAGCUCGCUCAGCAUCACGGUCAGAUGGAGAUCUAUGCUGACAUCAUUGGUUCAGAUGCAACAACAGAAGACUAUCAGAGCAUAGCGCUUUAUUUCGAGGGAGAGAAGAACCAUCUUCAGGCUGGGAAGUUUUUUCAGAAGUGUGGCCAGUACAGCAGAGCCCUGAAACACUUUUUGAAAUGCCCUAACUCUGAUGAUAGUUUGGCUGUAGAGAUGGCCAUUGAGACAGUAGGGCAGGCAAAGGAUGAAGCACUGACCAAUCAGCUUAUUGAUUACCUAAUGGGAGAAAGUGACGGAAUGCCUAAGGAUGCGAAGUAUCUGUUCCGGUUGUACAUGGCUCUCAAACAGUACAGAGAAGCAGCAAGAACCGCUAUCAUAAUUGCCAGAGAGGAGCAAUCUGCAGGAAACUACAGGAAUGCCCAUGAUGUUCUGUUCAGCAUGUACUCUGAGCUCCAGACACAGCAGAUAAAAAUCCCAGCAGAGAUGGCCACAAACCUGAUGAUCCUACACAGCUACAUAUUGGUGAAGAUUCACGUUAAAAGAGGAGAUCAUUUAAAGGGGGCACGAAUGCUUAUUCGUGUAUCCAACAACAUCAGCAAAUUCCCAUCCCACAUCGUUCCCAUCCUCACAUCAGCUGUUAUUGAAUGUCAUCGCGCUGGACUGAGGAACUCCGCCUUUAGUUUUGCCUCUAUGCUGAUGAGACCAGAAUAUCGUAACAAGAUUGAUCUCAAAUACAAAAAGAAGAUUGAAGCAAUGGUCCGUCGUCCAGACACCUCAGAAUUGGAGGAAGAAUGUUCAUCAUGUCCCUACUGUGGCUUCAGUCUGCCUGACUGCGAGCUGCUCUGUCCCAGCUGCAAAAACAAUCUGCCAUAUUGUAUAGCAACAGGUCGUCACAUGGUUAAGGAGGACUGGUGUGUCUGCCCACACUGCGAAUUCCCCGCACUCCACUCGCAGUUCAAUCAGCUUUUAGAGACAGAGUCUGUCUGCCCAAUGUGCUCUGAAAGUUUAAAUGCCAGUGAAGUGAAAAAGGUGUCAGACUGCUCCAGAUUUCUGCAACAGGACCAGCUGGAGCGCUGAGACAGAGGGAGCACAAUUGGAGAAACGAAAGGGUACCUGGCGAUUUGAUGUUUUCAGAUUUGAUGAAAUCUGAUGGAGACUCAUUUCUAAAGUUUAAUAAGUAGAUGAAAAUUUCAACAUUUCAAGCAAGGCCUGGAGUCCUUUUAAAAAUGUAUAUAUACUUGUAUAUUUAUAUGCAUCAAUAUUUUAGUAAUAUGAUUUUCAAUUGUAUGCAUUUAUUGUGUAUUUAGCAUAGAAUAAAAAA
This is a messenger RNA of Paramisgurnus dabryanus, 4373 nucleotides long. The record is from RefSeq and is a predicted model, not a curated record. NCBI's taxonomy places the organism in Eukaryota, Metazoa, Chordata, Actinopteri, Cypriniformes, Cobitidae.